Messenger RNA from Puntigrus tetrazona (Sumatra barb), 8185 nucleotides. It is a transcript of the gene gfra3, whose product is annotated as GDNF family receptor alpha 3. Lineage: Eukaryota; Metazoa; Chordata; Actinopteri; Cypriniformes; Cyprinidae. The record is from RefSeq and is a predicted model, not a curated record. The coding region runs from base 497 to 1870 and encodes 457 amino acids. The transcript is spliced from 8 exons. Gene Ontology annotation, cellular component: external side of plasma membrane; signaling receptor complex. Gene Ontology annotation, molecular function: signaling receptor activity. Gene Ontology annotation, biological process: nervous system development.
UGAGCACAUUGUGCUGUGGGACAGCAGGAAUCGAGCAUCUGGGGUCGCGCUCACAUAUACUGUAUUAAACUGAUGCGCACUAAUGCGCACGCUGGCACAUCUGACGCGCGCGUUUGGUUACGCUUCUGUCUUGGUGAUGCGCGUUUGAAUCGAGGAUUAUUAUUUUAGAAAGACAACGAUCGCGAGUAUAACGGACAUCAGCUGCUAGUGCGUUUGACAGUUUGUAAUUUCCCCUUGUUUUGUUGUAUGUUGUGUAAAAUCGUUGCUCUUCGGACACCUCUUACGCAUUAGAAAGCUUCCGUUAUCACACAAGUUUGUAGCUGGAAUUGAUUUUCGGAGACGUCGUUUUGGAGAUUUCUAUCAGUCGGACGGUGGUCCUCUUGUAUGGAUGUAGUGGCUCGGACUGAGUCGGACCGAUCCGGGGGUUCCAGACGCGCUUCCCCGAGAUUCCCCAGCAGCAUCACCGUCCAGCCGAGCGCAUCCAGCAGCAGUCGACAUGAUCCUUCUGGGAAUACUUCUAAAUCUGUUCGUCAUUAAGGGGACUGUUCCCUCGGUGGUGCCGGUGUUCCCCGGGACUGUGGACUGCAUAGAGGCUGUAAAUGAAUGUAUGCUGGACCCGGAGUGCAAGCGUCAGUUUCGGCACCUGGAGUACUGCGUGGACGAGGAGGCGGUGACUCCCCUCAGUCUGGAGGGACGGCAGGCCUGCGUCGACGCUCAGAACAACCUCAUGCAUUAUCAGAACCUGCAGGAAUGCAAGUGUCAGCGAGGCUCUCGCUUGGAACAACAGUGCCUGAGCAUUUACUGGACCGUCCGUUUUCCACAGGGUUACGAUGACAUUGAGACGUCUCCAUACGAAGACAUUGAACUGGAACUUGUGAGAAACAGUGAAACAUCAAAACUAGCCUCAAUAGUUUCAGUGUCCUCCCUUCCUCUGACGGAUCAGAACCAGUGUCUGAAAGCAGCUCAGGACUGUGGCUUGUAUGAGAAGUGCGGUUCCCUGCGCUCCGAGUACGCUUUAGCUUGCACAAAGAUCAUACCUGGCACAAACCACUGUAACCGGCACAAAUGUCACCGGGCUCUGCGGAGGUUCCUGGAGCGCGUUCCAGAGGAGUACAGCUUUGGUGUCUUAUUUUGUCCCUGUUCGGAUACUCUGUGUGGGGAGAGAAGGAGAAAAACCAUCGUGCCCUCCUGUUCCUACGAGGAGAGAGACGGACAGCCUAACUGCCUCAAUCUGGAGAGUUACUGCCUCAAAGACAACCUGUGCAGGUCAAGACUGGCUGAUUUCCAGCAGAACUGUCAGCCGUCUCCUCUCUCUUCCUCCGGCUGUCUCCGGGAAAGUGGAGCCGUGUGCCUCAAGGCCUACGCUGGGCUCAUCGGUACCAUCAUGACACCAAACUAUGUGAGUAACAGCAGUACAGAGGUGUCGCAGUGGUGUAAUUGCGAAGGCAGCGGGAAUCAGUGGCAGGACUGUCUGCGUAUCCUGCACAUGUUCAACAGCAACACCUGCCUACGUAAUGCCAUUGAUAACAUGGGAAGCUCCACUCCUCGUCCAGUAGAAGGCACGGCCCUUCCUCCUCCUCGCCCCUCCCCUCAAGUCCAGCGCGAUGAGCUGAACAUCAACACGCUGCCCGAACCCAAUGCAGUGAUUGAAAGCGAAGAAGAUGAGGAGGAAGAAGAGGAGGAGGAAGAGGACGAAGAAGACCAAACCGGAGGAGGAGGUAGCUUCAACAUCAUCCCUCCGUUCUCAGACAAGGCGACAGUCACUAACCUGGGCUCUGAGGCCGGAAGAGUCCACAGCUCGGCCUCCACCCUCUCCAUCCCUCACUUCCUACUCGCGGCCCUGCUGCUCAGUGCCCUCCGCUGGGGGUAGAAACCCUUAUUCUUUCUCACACACACACACACACACACACACACACUCACCAACAGACACAAACACACUCUUACACAACACACGCAAACACACUUCCUCCUGAAGUACUCGCUCACAUCCAGACUCUACCAUCGAGGGACGACAAGAACGACAGAUCGAAGUGCGAAACGAGCGGACAACUGUUCUAUCCCUCUUUCCUUCUUUCAUUCAUUCUUUUUCUCCUUCUCGGGAAGAGGGUCUGCUAUAGAUAUAGCUGCUUGUUCAUUAGGGAAUCGCUUUCCCAACGGGAUUCCCUCCGCCUGAAUCAUUUGAAUCACACGGAAGAUUCGCGACUCCUCGGACUGACAAGUAGCCGACGGUGAACGAAUGAUUUGGUCUUGCCAUGUAUCUAUCGUAUAAUGUCAGUGUGCUUCAGAAAAGCGAGUCAAACCAGGAAAGCGCCGGCUUUCCUUGGGUUCGGAAAAAACCCGCCGUGUUUAUUGUCGCUGAUCAUGUCGUCGUAUGAAAUGAGACAAAAUGUAUGUGUUUGUAAGUACGUGAUUCGCUUGACACGAGAGCAAAAAAAACCUGUCGAGCACGAUUUCCGAAUCUUCCCGUUUCUCACGCCUCCAUGUCUCUGAAAUCAGGCCGCACACCUAAUCACACACACACGCCUCUGCCCUGCUGCAGAGCCGAUCGCGCAGAUGCAAGCGCUUUUCAUUUAUUGCUCUAUCUGCGAUGUGCUUUCAUUUUUUGACUCAGCACAGACUGUGCACUCUAACCAGGGGCAUAAAUAAAAAAACACGUCCGAGAACAGAAAAAAAACAUGAGUAAUAAAGCCGAAAAUAAAGAAAUAAACACGCUAAAUAAAUAAAUAUAUCGCCGCACAGCAGGUGUUGGAGUCCGGUCUGGGUUUAGAACCCGAGGGGAAGAAACAGGAAGUCAUUUUCCAACCGCCUGUCGCCUGGUACCUCUCCCUGUGCCUGUUGUUUUACUUUCACAGAGAUAAUGGCUUACAACACAAACUGUUUAUCUUGUUGUGUGUUCACGGGGACGAAUUACUCGUGAUGGGAACGAAAUAGAAAAAAGAGAUCAAGGGAAGAAACAGACGGAGACGGGGAGAGACUCAAACCCUCCAGCGAAGGGAAAAAAAACCUACAGUCUAGAAUCACAUGCUUUUUCUGUUUGUUAUAAAUCUUUUGCUGACACCGAUGCUUUUUUCUCAAUCUCGUUUCUUUCCCUCGCUCUCGUGCAUGUCCAUCCGUGGAAGUGAGAGAGAGAACACGGGUGCACUCGUACUGGAUUCAAUCGAGAACUUACUUCUCCACCGUUGAUGUAUGUUCAGUAAAUACGAGAUUCGGUGCCUCACAGAAUCUUAUUCCCCUCAGACCGCAAGAGGCCAUUGUAAUGCCUGUGCAAAAACACAUGAUUACAAUGUCUGGGUAAUCAAAAUGCGCUUUCUUUUUUUAUUUAGAUGGCAGGUAAAACGUUUUUUACAUAAUAUAAUUUCUUCUAAGUUGCUAAGAAUUCUGUCUGAAAACAAUUAAAUGAUAUGAAUGCAUAUUGUUUUUGGUAAACUACAUAUAUGUAGGUUUACUGUGAUUACAACUUUUGGUAACACCUUACUUAAAGCCUUUAUGUAUAAUACAUUAUAAAAGAAGUUUAAAUGCAUUAACUAUGCCUUGUAAUGCAACUUACAAUUCAUUGUGCAAUCUCUUAAAUAAUUGUAACGCGGUCGAUAUAUUAUAACACUUAUCAAUUCAUUAUAACACUAUGCUUUUUAGAUUUGGUUAUAAUGAUGACCUUUUGCAUACCCUUGAUAGUCUUAAAUAACCUUUUCUAAUGUAUUACAGAAAAAGGCCUUAAUUAAAGUGUCACCAUUUUUUGCCAGAAGUCUUUGAUGAAUAGAGGAUUAUUACUAACAAACAAGUUAAAAAGACUAAUUAAAAACUUAAGACAUGAAUAAAAAAAACUGUCCUCUUUCAAAACGUCAUCAAAAAAAUCCUUGAAACAAGAUGAAACAACACAGCAUAAGACAUUAGGACUUGUUCAAAAAAACAAAAACAAAUGUAUUUUGUCUUACUGCACUAGUAGAUUUUUUAAUUUUUACAAAUAAAUCAACUCUUUAAUAGCCACAUUAAAAUUACAAAUCGGAUGUAGCUGCAAUGUGAGCCAAUCCAUUUUUCACUGAGAAGGAAAAAACGGCUUAAAUAUUAUUGUUAAAAAAAAGCCUAACUGACCACGAACGGUUGAAUGGCGUAUUACCUGCUAACUGCAGCUUCAGACGCAGCCUCCGUCUGCUUUCUUUCCAGAUGGGUUUUUAGAGCACGAGGUCUGCUGAACACAUUCACCUCCCUCCUCCUCUUCUCUGGAAGAAAUUAAAGCUUAGCUAAAGUGCUCAUAUCUCAUCUGGCAUUCUCAAGAAGCACCUUCGAUUACACCGACAUGACUUAACAAUCAGAUUGUGAACUGAUCUAUUAUGCGGAGGAACAUAGAGGGGUGCGCACUGAUUGAACAGACGUCGUGCUCCUCAACGUUUUCUCCUCCGUGGCAAGGUCAGCGAGCCACGCAGCGAGCCCGCUCAAUCAGUAGGGUUAAUUAAGAGAAGAAACGAGAGCGCCUCUGGAUUGAUGCGCCUGUCGAAAUAGCGGGCAGCCUUUAUGAUGGCUGUUGUUAUUUUUUAAUUGUUAUCGGGGGCCAGUGUCGUCCGCCCAGCCAUAACAGAGGGAGGCAGAGAAUGAGUGACAUCGGAGGAGGAGAGCAAAGGCACGGGUGUCAGUGAUUCACAUUACAAUAUUUCAAAAAAAUAAACAAAUAAGCCAUGCGUUAAAUAAAUGCACAUUGCAGAAAAGUUUUGGGAGGCGUAGACAGAAGAGAAGUGUUAGCCUGUUCCGAGACCUAGCGAGCUCACUACUUAGACAGCGUUUGAAGGCUAAUUUAUAAUACUUUGUUUUGGGCUGCCCUACGGUUUUCCAGGAUGCGGGUGAACGAUGUGGAUUAUAAAUACGUUUAAUUAAAUACUUUUAAAAACUGAUAGAAUAGCUCAAUCGAAUUAAAGAAUCACUAUUUCACCUAAUUAUUGUGCAUAUACUGCAAAAACGAUUUCUUAAUGCGUUUUUAAUUAGUGUUUUUUAACUUGCUUAUCCAUAAAAAUGUUAAAAACCCUUCCGGCAACACUACAUAAGACAUUAAAACUUAAGAAAAUGCAUUUUUAAUGAGUAUUAAAGAUUAUUAUGUGAAAUCAUAUACUAAUAUCUUAUGCAGUGUUGUCUCUCAUGUAAGGUUAUCUUGUUCAAGGAUGUUUGGAAAUUCAAACUGGAGCACUAGACAAAUAAAUAAAUCAAGUCAAUGAUUGUGAGUAUGCUGUAAAAUGUGAAUUUUUAAUUAGUCUUUUUUUAAUUGUUUGCCAGUAAAAAUACACUUGUAUUCUUUAAAAAAAAGUCUUAAUAUUUUUUUAGCAUGCAGUUUUUCAGGUUGUCUUGUUGUCUCAAGAUAUUUUAACUGAAAAACUUUGAAACUUUUUGUUUAACUUUGAAAAAAAAUUUCCCACCACAUUUAUUGUUUUUCAGUCAGAUAUAUGUAAAAUUCUUUUUAAAAAAUGUACCUGAGCAACACUGCAUAUAUAGAAAGACGUGAAUGUAAUAUUAGAGUAUUCUGUAUUUCCCUUAACUCGUUUAUGCUUAAAAAUCUACUAGUUCACUCCAGUUCACAACAUAAAAAAUAAGAAAUAAAUAAUGCUGUGCUGCUUCUCAGGUAAUUUAAUCUUGUUUCAAGGAUAUAUAUAUAUACACACACAAGGCUAAACGACUCUAUUUUAUGCGUAUCGGCAUAUCAUCCUGUUAGCUUAGCAACAUGCUAACAUCAAACUCAAAAAAGCAAGUCAAGUUUUCGUGCUUACAGCCCGACUUCGCUAAUAAACCUGGUUAACCAGCACAAUGUUGCCUGGUUAAACUAGCUAAUCCACCUGGAAACACCCGUGUCGUGAACCAGCGUUCAAAACUGGAACAGAGCUAGAGAGACGGAUCCCACACUAAAUUAACCAUAACAAUUUCGCUGUUUGCUUGCGUGUGCCGCAUUACAACCACGACUUGGCCCGUACACAGAUUUGCUUAAUAUGAGUCUAACAUUUCCUCCGCGCCCAUCUGCGUCUGUGUACACAAGAGAAACCUGCCACGGCGAAUCCUCUGCGCCGAGCGCUAGAUUGCAGGGAGCAAGGGACAGGAAAAGAGAUAAACACACAAUAAGGGAUAAAGGGAUGGAGAAAGUGGAGGAGAGAGAGCGAGAGUAUGGGUUAGAGAAAAAAGCACCCCGGCGAGAGAGCUGCGAGCGUGAUGGAGAGAGAAAGAGAGGAGCGGGAAGAUUGCAGGAGAGAGAGAGAGGAGUUUACCCUGUAGGCUCAUAGCUUUAUUAUUAUAGUAUGCGGACACUGAUUUAUUUGGCGGCUGCAGGCACCCGUACUGAAACUCAUUUCAGUUGUACUGAUGUUGAUUCGCUCUCUCUCUCUCUCUCUCUCUCUCUCCUCUGGCUCUGCAUUGUGAGCCCACUGGACUGUGUGCCACUGUUUGUCACCCCACAAUGCACCAUCAAUUGCAUGAAAAUAAUCACCACUGGUAAUGUUUUUCUAAUGAAGAUGCCCAAAAUAGUCCGUAUUUAAUCUUCUUUUAUGGAGUGCACUUAUGUCUUUUUUUUUUUUUUUUUUUCACAGCGCUGUAUUUUCACUUUUAAUAACGGCUUGACGGAUUUAUUUUGUCUUGUUUUGCAGUUAAUUUUAAUGAAACUAUCAACAAUGAGCACUCUGGUCUACUUAAACGUUGCAGGCCCUCAUGGAAUCGGUGGCUGCUGAAUUCUGGAGAAUUGGACCGCGUUUGCGUAUUAUAACGCGGUCGUGUUUGCACAUGGAUUGCGUGAAUUGCUUUCAAACAGGUAGCUUGAAGACUUUGUCAUUGGUCGGUGAAACUGAUAGUCCUGCCCAGGAUUCAUGAAGAGGAAGGAUUCCAGUGGGCUUUUUUUUGUGCCAAUCUACAAAUUGCUGGCGUGUAGUCGCCUCUGCGUAUUCAGCUGAAAUUGGAACGUUUUUCGAAAUUGAAAUAUAAUCAAUUUAAAAGAUUUGAUAUGAUUCGAAACGAUAAUUGAAACUGAAUGAGCUAUUUGUUGAACGUUGGUCACUUAUCACAUUCCAGUUUUAUAAAAGCACUCUUUAUUACACCGUUUUAGUUUAUAGCACUUACCGCUUGUUUACAUUGUGAGAUAUGAGGCUAAUAAUUUUACAUUUAAUUUUAUAUGUAUUGAUUUACAAGGCAAAAAAUAUUUUCUAAACAAGUAGUUUUUGUUUUUUUCAGUAAAUACCUAAACAUUCUUAAAUCGAGAUUAUGUAAAAUUAUAAAAAAUUGUUUACUGAAUAAAUUAUGAAAAUUAAGCAACUAAAGCACUUCACUUUAAGUUUAUUUUUUUCGCCCCACUGAUUGUUUUCUUGCUUCAAGUAUAAACAUACUUUUUUUUUCUAUAAUCUCAGAAAGCAAGACUUGAUUUAAGAAUAUUUAGAUAUUUAUACCGUAAAACAAUUAAAAAAUACCCAUUAAGAAAAUUUUGUUGUAUAAGCGGUUUUAUCCAAAUGAAGAAUACAAAACAAGCAAAACAAUACGUUUUUGGUAAAAAUCUUUUCACUACAUUUGCGGUGUCGGAUUUUACCGAAAAACUAGUUUUGUCCGCAUCAACGGCUGAAUCAACUAAUCAACAAAAGAAUCAGGAUUGAAUAGAAGUACACAUUUUACCACGCUUUUACCUCCAGUCCGCUGCAGAAAUGUGUGCUGAUUCCGUCUGGGCCUGGUUAUUUGCCUCAAUGUUGGUGUUGAAUGAUGAUUGUGCCCCGAUCAUAACCCAAAGUCAUGCAGCCGGCCAAUCAGAGCUCCCUCAUUACUGCACAUGCUCAGUCAUGCUUAACGCUUCAUGUGACACUUCAUAAACAUUAAGGAACUGAAGUGGGAAAACACUUAAAUAGCACACAAGAUUAAGUUUUAAAUAGUCAUUAUACUUGAAAUACUUGCCAUUCGGUGACUGGUUGAGUGGAGAUGUGGAGUGUGCUGUGGUUCGAGCAUGUCUCUCUGUGCCAUGUUGGACUUGCCUUUAAUAAACCUCCUCCACACAAACGCACCCGAACCCUUCCUCGACCACUGCCCUCUGGGUCACUUUUCGGACCUGUUUUACUGUGCCGAUUCUUUCCUCUGCUCAUCUUCUGUUAAUGUGCCCUGUUUCCUAUCAGGUGUAAAAAUGAGAAUUCACUGUUUCUGUGAUCCAUGAUAAUGUACCAUCUCAAAUAAAAGAAAGAAAACAAAUCAA